AUGGCCACCAGAACAAUUUAUCUCAUCUCCGCUCGCAACACAUCCUUCCAAAGAGCCCACUUCUCAAUAUUUGUCCCGUCGGCUACCAAUCCUGACUGGGGAACCAAAAUACAUGCCGUUGGUGCACCUAUGGCAGGCUAUGUUCUGGAGUUCAAACGAAAUUACAAUCCCAGUCUCGAACCUCACGACCAGAUGUUUCCAAUCGGCCAAGUCCACUCGUCCGACAUCGUUGAUUCCCCAGAUGCGGCUCCAUCCAUCGACUCCACCCCCCGAGGGAAGAUCGAACUAGCGGCAACACAAAUUCCAACUCCGGGGAUCAAUCAGAACUUCAUGGCACCUGUUAAUGAUAUUACCAACAAGCGGUGUCAAGAAUGGACUAUGGAAUAUGUUCGCCAUCUGGUUGCUAAAGGCCUGAUCGACGAAGAAGCGAUUGAGAUCGUUCAAUCUAAACGGGAUUCAGCUACUCACGGAAUUGGACUACAAUCUGUGACUAGACCUACCUAG
Molecule: messenger RNA, 504 nt
Organism: Penicillium verrucosum
Lineage: Eukaryota; Fungi; Ascomycota; Eurotiomycetes; Eurotiales; Aspergillaceae
Exons: 2
Coding region: 1-504 (167 amino acids)
Source: RefSeq, a predicted model, not a curated record